AAGAAAAAGGAUAGUCACAACUCACAAAGCUACUACUAGCAGUCGGCAGCAGUAAAGAAUCAACCGGCGAAAAUCCGUUAAACCAAUUUCUGUCCGUUUCCUCAGAUUCUGAAGUGUGUGGAUAUGCAAUCACUUCUUCUCCCGGCGGUACACGCCGGCGUCUCGUCCGCCAUGGCGGUGGGAUUGAACCCGUCUCGCCUUCAUUUCCGAUCACGGGGGCCACUGUUGUCUGCUGAUUCCGUGUUACCUUCGCAAAAGCCCACGGCGCAGCAGUGCUCGCCCUCAUUUCUCUCCCGUUCGCCGUUAACCUAUGAUCCUCUUGGAAGCAGGGGCUGCAAGUUAUCUUUCUCGUCGAAGAUUGCUGCUUCCGCCCCAGUCUCUGCUGCUUACACUUCCCCAACUGAUGAAUCGGAGAGAGCCAAACUUGCCCAGGUAGCUAAGAGGUUGGAGAACACAUCCAGGCGUUUCAAGCGGUUUGGAAGUAUAGGUUUUUGGGGGCAGCUGAUUGCCACGGUGGUGGCCGCUGUGAUCCUUUCCUUUUCGGUCGUUGCCACUGGCAAAAUAUCGUCGCCUGCAAGUUUCUAUUCAACCGCUGGUGGGAUAGCAGCAGCUUUUAUUUCAGUGUUCUGGUCUUUUGGGUAUAUCCGGCUCUCUGAGAAGCUCCGGAGGACUGCGAAUGAGCCUUCUAAGGCACCACCUCGGGCUGAGGUCGUAAAAGGCUUGAGAAAUGGCAUAAUCUUGAAUCUGAUGGGCAUGGGCGCUGCUGUUCUUGGCAUGCAAGCCACAGUAGGGACAUUGGUAGCCAAGGCAUUGACUUCUUCUGCAAACCCUUACCAGGGGGUCUCUACAGGAUACAGUCCAGUUCUUGCAUUGGACGUUUUCUUGGUGCAGGCAUCAGCAAAUACAAUCCUCUCUCACUUCCUCGGGCUUCUCUUCUCCCUAGAGCUGCUGCGAUCCGUUACACUACCACCUUCAGAAGCCACUCCAGUACCUAAGCUUGCAUAAAUCAUAUGAUGUAAACCAUUUUCAGGUAGGCAAUCAAGAGUUUUUGUCAGGUCGAAUCAUUGAAGUUUGUAAUAUUAGAAACUCCAGUUGUGUUCAACGGAAUAAGUUCCAGUAUGUGUACUUUGCAAACCUAAGAACCUUGCUCGUGAAGUUUGAACUUCCCAGACCUUCAGCCAAUGUGCAUAAAUUGCAAUUCUCCUUUCUGCUUCAAUAUGUGAAAACAGAGAACCUCUAUUGGAAAUAAGAACAAAAAUCAUUCUGUUUCUUCAGGAGAGAAAACUUUGCAAUAUGAAGGUACAGAUAACAGAAUCCAACAAAGCUAUAUUUUUUGACAAACUCAAUUCAAACAUAACAAUCAAUAUAUGAUAGAAUAUACAUACAUACAUGAUUCAUAUACUCACCAAGACAUUAACAAUAUCUCUAUAUACAAAACCAGAAACUUUGAUACCACACACACAAACAAUCAAUUGUGAAUUCAAUUAGCAUCAGACCAGGUGAUAUCCAGAUCACCC
This is a messenger RNA of Linum tenue, 1517 nucleotides long. Lineage: Eukaryota; Viridiplantae; Streptophyta; Magnoliopsida; Malpighiales; Linaceae. The record is from the annotation of a GenBank genome assembly.